Molecule: messenger RNA, 546 nt
Organism: Fusarium falciforme
Lineage: Eukaryota; Fungi; Ascomycota; Sordariomycetes; Hypocreales; Nectriaceae
Exons: 2
Coding region: 1-546 (181 amino acids)
Source: RefSeq, a predicted model, not a curated record
AUGCGAUGUCUAACCAGAAAGUCGGCUGCGGGCUCGCCUUGUUAUGUGGCGGUCAAGGCUUUGUUCCCAUGCCAGUCGCUUGCACCAAGCCCUGAGAAGCAUCGGUGUCGACGGAGACAGUCCAAGGGAUCUCUCCGCAUGAGUUGGGUGAGGAGCCAGAGAAAGCAUCCAGUACCUGGAGAGUGUCGACGGAGACAAACGACUGAAAAGAAGCAAGACAAAAAGGAAGAUGCCGGGUCAACCACUGACCCUGAGCCCGACAAGGGACAAUACGUUGACAUUUGCGAGCAGAGCACUGGGGAAUAUAAACUGGAAAGCUUACAGGACCGACUCGAGUCCUUGUCUAUUAGCGACAGCCGUCCCAGGACCAUCAGCCCUUCUAUUGAAGAGGCCUUCAACUUAGGAGAGGCCUUGACUCCGCCUGACAUUGAGUCCUUUGAGGAUGAGACUGACGACUAUUGGACGUGGGACCUAGAGACGCAGCAGUUUAAACACUGGGAUGAGGAAGACAAAGAGUGGGUAUACUUCCCCGAGAUCUUUGACUGA